AUUACGCAUACAUGCAUGGGUCGUCGCUCUUCUAAUUGUUCCUCGAACGUGGGAGAAGUAAGAUGCUACUGCAAUCAACCGGAAUGCGUUCCUCAGGGAUACAUGUGUCGCGGUAGGGGCUGCUUCACUAAAUUACCAUCGAACGCAAAUGCGCCGAUUUCGAGAGCGGAGCAUACCGCUCAUAGCGGUUGCCUCGACGAGAACUUGAAAAGUCGGCAGUGCCCCGCAGGAUUUCUCUGCUGCGAUCAGGAUCUCUGCAAUCACGUGGACAGUCCCGCGAUGAGAAAUAGGCUCAAUAAGACUCUACGAGUAUUAAUCGGCGAUCAGCGAGCGUAUUUGGCCCCGCACGUGCAUCCAAACAGUCGCGGAAGUCAGACGGCUGAUGGCUGGUUCCCGACGGCGACGAUCAUUGUGGCUAUCUGUGGAUUCAUCGUCCUGCUGAUGAUUGCCAGCCUAGCUGUCAGAUGGCUUCAACCUAUGCCGGCGCAAAACGCAAAUAAAUUUGUGCCACAUCGAACAUCCGAUAACGGGCCGCCCUUAUUGGGACCACCAAAAGUGCCUCUGGUUUAAGAAAUUUCGCGAUCCUCGGACAAAGUUUCCCGAUAAGAGGUGUUUUAAGUAAUAGUUAAAUUAAUAGAACUGGCUGCGCUAGUUUUGGUAUAUGACUCACGAAAUCGGAGUUGUGCCAUAUACGUAUACAUAUAUAUUUGCGUAGCGAAGAAUACCGGGUACUCUUAACGUACGUUAAUCUUGAGAACGAUCAAGAUUAUGUUAACCGGACAAGAUUUCCUCGCGACGAGUAAUCUUAUUCCGAUUUAACUUUGUUUCAACUCCAUUGAUUUCUCUUACAAUAUGCAUUCAUAUGAGAAAUAGAACGGUAUGCAAAUUUGCGAGGUUCCACAGAGGCAGAGUCAUAUACCGAAGCUGUCGUGAAAGCUAGCGGGCCGUCGAAGGCUCCACUUGGCUGUGAAUUCUACGGAGAAAGCAACUACUGUGUAAAUUAUAUAUUGUAAUGAUGAACGUAUUACUCGUUGCAUUUCCUCGAAACGUCGACGCGGCGCACGCGUCGUCGCGAGAUCAAAGAGUGAGAAUGGGUCAAGAUUUUUCGAUCCUUUAAACAUGACGUUAUAACGACACAAAGUACAUGUUAUGAAUGUAUGCUUCUGUGUCGCUAUAUGAUUGUAAAUAUAGAUAUGUAUCUAUGUAUUUUUUAUCAUCUUGAACGAUACAAUCAAAUAAAUUUGAUGAUAUUAUCGAGUUACGAUGAUGUGAGAACAUCCUUCAACGUUACACGACCAUUAAAUUCUGUUCCCCAAGAAUAUUAUAUAGUACACAACUUUAAUUUACGAAUGGUAUACGUCAAUAAAGAAGGGAGAAUUAUAUUUCGCAAAUGAUCUAUAAGAAUUAUUAUAAUGCAAAAUAAAUUUGUGAUUUA
Temnothorax curvispinosus is the source of this 1435-nucleotide messenger RNA. Its product is annotated as BMP and activin membrane-bound inhibitor homolog. The record is from RefSeq and is a predicted model, not a curated record. Bases 16 to 570 code for a protein of 184 amino acids. The transcript is spliced from 3 exons. NCBI's taxonomy places the organism in Eukaryota, Metazoa, Arthropoda, Insecta, Hymenoptera, Formicidae.